This is a messenger RNA of Canariomyces notabilis, 1757 nucleotides long. RefSeq lists its product as uncharacterized. The record is from RefSeq and is a predicted model, not a curated record. Bases 485 to 1594 code for a protein of 369 amino acids. The transcript has a single exon. Lineage: Eukaryota; Fungi; Ascomycota; Sordariomycetes; Sordariales; Chaetomiaceae.
UCGGGAAGACUGGGGCUGAAGAGUCAAGAUUCUACACUAGAGACGGUGCUCAAAUCAUCAAAUGAUGCUUUUUAUCAACAAACCAACAAAAUUCAAACCGACGAACACGUCUCUCUCACUGUGUCCCGUUCAAGCCAUGAACUGUCGAUCAUCUCCGAAUGGCUUGGCGCAAGCUAUUGGGAUCAGCGGCAAAUGGCACCACGAGGAAUGAAGGAGCAAAAGAAAGGAUGCUUGAUCCAUCGUCCCUCGAGAAGCAGAUGGAGUCACUGACUGAUCUCAUCCCGGUCGAAACCGCAGCCAGCAGGAUGGAAGUUGGAACCCACCAUACGACGAGUAUUUAGAUGCUGAGACGCCCUCCAAAGAAAACUCAUGAUCUUGUAACACCCUCUCUUCCAUUAACUCCACCACAAUCGUUCUUUCUUUUGCUCAAUCCCACUUCAAGUCACUCUUUUUCCAAGUCGCCUUCCAGUCCCAACUGCCCACAAUGAAGUUCUUCAGCGCCGCUCUUGCCGCAUUGGCGGUUGGUUCCGCCAUGGCUGCUCCGACAAUCGCUGAUAAUGUUCUCGAGACCGUUGACAACACCGUUGACAGCGUUACUCGCCGGACCACACCCGCCCAGGACUGCCAGGCUUGCCCUCUCCCUUCCCCGCCUUCAUGCCCUAACGGUGGCUGUGCGGGGGGUGUUGACGUCGUCGAUGUCAACGUCGACGUCCAUGCCCAUGCCGACGUGGUUGUCAAGAUCAACGAGGCUACCAAGAUCGUUCUCGAUGCUAAGGCCCUGAUCAAGGCUGAUAUUGACCUGAUCGGUGAGUCUCUCACAGCAAUCGUGGCCCAAACGGUCAAGUUCAUUCCCAGACCUGCUGCUAACCAUCCAUUUCCGCCUGUAGCCAAGCUCACUGCUGCCACGGUUGUCAAGGUUGACGCCCAGGCGCUGCUCAAGGCCAUUGUCGACCUCAAGCUCCACGUCAAGAUCCUCGUUGACGAAGUCCUCCCGUGCCUCCACGGCAUUGUCCAUGACGCACACGACCUUGUUGCUGCCGACCUCGAGGUGGCCCUGAAGCUGAUCGCCGAGAUUCAAGCUCUCCUUGUCGAUGUCGAGGUCUGCAUCAAGGCGCUGGUUGCCGCUGUCAAGGCCGGUAAGUUGUCGCCCGCCGGGCUAGCAUUGAAUGCUAUGAGUGAGCCUUUGCUAACAAUAGUCUUUCUCCAGAUGUUCUGCUCGUCAUCAAGGCCGAGGUCAAGCUCCUCCUCGACCUCGUUCUGUCCAUCUGCAGCCCCGUCGUCGACUUCUGCCUCUGGAUCAUUGCCCGCGUCUCGCUCAGCCUCGAUCUUGGCGGCCUCAUCGCCAAGAUCACCGCCUGCAUCAACGUCAUCAACACUUGCCGCACCGGCGUCCUUGCCUUGGUCAAGGUCGUGGUUGGGGCGGCUCCCCUCCCGCAGCCGAACUAAGGCUACCAAGUUCGGAGGAAAACUCGGGAGGAUGCGCCGCGACGCGACAUCUCGGCAGCAGGAGAUGUGGGCACAGGUCUUCAAUGUUUGGACUGGAAUGAGUCAUGCUCAACUGGCGCCUCAGGAGUUCCCAAGAGAGGCGGUCUAGGUACUACCAACAGAGGGGUGCUGUCAGUUAAUGCUAAUAUCUAUAAUGUACAUGUUGGCACCCAGAUCUUGUCUGGUUUGGUGCAUCGAGCUGUCUGUGUGAACCAAAUUCUUCUAUGGCGAUGAUGAGCUUGAUGUGCUGUUCCAAAUUUCGUGCUAACGAU